AUGAGCCUCGAAGGGCGACUUCCCCAAGAAACGCUCGCGAUGGGUUUCCCAGAGCACGGCGCUGGACUUUCCCCGGCACCAACGACAGCUCCCAGCGAGGAGUCGAGGCAAAUGAUGCUCGAAGCCAGAAGUCUACCCCCCAAUGCCUGUGGAGUUCGUCGCCUUGAUAAUGGAACUUUCGAGACAUUCUCUUGCGUCAGCAACGAUUGCUACAGCUCGGGACCAUGGUUCGGAUGUCGCAACGUCCUCAAGACGGAAUGUUUUGAUGGGAACGCGCCUGUUUGCCAGCAGACAACGUCGUCUCUAGGCCAGAAAGCGCUUUGCUGCACUCGAUCAGGUCCGAGCCAGUUACCGUAUUGCCUGACACUCCUGAGGCCUGACGACUCAGGACAAAAAACAUGGCUCCGAUGCGGCAAUCCUGCCUACAGUGGACAAAAAAUCAUGGUGAUAGGUACCGAGUCCGACGACCCAGACGCGACCAGGACUGUAGACCCUUCGGACACUGCAACAACCACGCCACCUCCGUCCGGAUCAUCCUCGAACUCGACAGGUGCCAUCGUCGGAGGCGUGGUCGGUGGGGUGGCUGUGGUAGCCAUAGCCGUCUGCGUCAUCGUCUGGUUGGUAUUGCGGCGGAGGAAACGCUUGAGGGAGGACGGGUGGCAUAUUCCCUUGACGCCAGGCUCUCAAUCGCAGCACACUCAGCCAUAUUACUCUCAAGCUGGGUAUGAGGAGCAUGAUGACCCUUCCAAGGCGCAACGCGGGCCGAUGCCCUCGCCCACACCUCUUGUUGAGGUGCAGGGAAGCAACGUGAUCGACAACCGAAGACCGGUGGAGCUAGGAACUUGA
This is a messenger RNA of Colletotrichum costaricense, 846 nucleotides long. RefSeq lists its product as uncharacterized. The transcript is spliced from 3 exons. NCBI's taxonomy places the organism in Eukaryota, Fungi, Ascomycota, Sordariomycetes, Glomerellales, Glomerellaceae. The record is from RefSeq and is a predicted model, not a curated record. Bases 1 to 846 code for a protein of 281 amino acids.